This is a messenger RNA of Bipolaris victoriae FI3, 654 nucleotides long. RefSeq lists its product as hypothetical. The transcript is spliced from 3 exons. The coding region runs from base 1 to 654 and encodes 217 amino acids. Lineage: Eukaryota; Fungi; Ascomycota; Dothideomycetes; Pleosporales; Pleosporaceae. The record is from RefSeq and is a predicted model, not a curated record.
AUGGAAAACGGUACCAAUUCCAAAAUAACGCAGUCACUUAACGGUCACGCUACAGAUCCUAUACUGCCGAACGAUCCGACUAUAGGGUACAAGCUUAACCACUCGAUGAUGAAGAUUCGAGAUCCUAAGCAGAGCAUGGAGUUCUAUACUAGCUUGAUGGGUAUGAGACAGGUUUUCUCAGUAAACGCCGGCAUUUUCACAAUCUACUACCUCGCCUACCCAGAGACUGACGAGCAUCGCGCCGACCCAGCAAAGUUCGCCAUUGAUACCACCGCCAAACUCACUAGUACGCUUGGUCUCUUAGAACUGCUCCAUAUCCACGGCUCCGAGAAGCAUGAGCCCGGGUUUUAUGCCACGGGUAUUACACCGCCAAAUUUAGGUUUUGGACAUCUCGGCUUCACUGUGCCGAAUGUGCAGCAGGCGGUAGCGAGGCUCAGAGCACAUGGCGUUCCGAUCUUGAAGGAUGCUGGGUCGUGUGAUACGUCUCUCCUGGUCACUGACUGGGAGAAACAACGUGGAGUAGGUGUUUCAGCCAAUGGAACGGAUGGAAAGCUCCACCCCGACCAUGCAGGGAUACUAGAGCAGGUCGCGUUUGUUCAAGAUCCGGAUGGUUAUCUUAUCGAACUAGUGCCACAAACUCUGGCCCUUGGGUAG